UCAAGUUUGUAUAGACCGGUGUGUCCGGGGUAUUUAUAUAUAGACCUAAUAUCGCCCAACUCCUCAUAAACAUAUCGGAGCCAGUGCAGUUCAGAAUCAUAUUUUAAUAUUCACUAGGCCGUGUAUUCUUUUCUGUGAUAUACCAGCUAUUCGUCGUUAAAUAUUUGAGCUAAGAAACGAAUAAUUAUUUGUUAAUUAGGUUUUUAGUAUCUUUAUUUUGGAUCUACACGAUUUCUAGUCUUGGAUCUAUCUCAGUAUUAAUUUUGUACAAAAGCCAAUAGUAACAGAGAUUUGUUUUCAAGUGGACUAACAUCAUUGAUCUUCAAAGUGUACAUAAUUCACUUGUGCCAGGAUGGCUGCUAAAGGAUAUAAGAUCGUCUUUAUUGCCAUUAAUAUUUUACUACUGUUUAUAGGUAUCGUGCUGCUGGCCCUCGGUGCCUGGGUACUGAUUGAUGAUGACGGUCUUGUUAACCUGGCUAAACUGGACUUUGAUGGCUAUUAUGGCGACCUCUCCAAACCAGGUCUACUUGACGCGGCUGCGGUGAUUGCUAUGAUUGAGGGUGCUGCUAUGAUCUUGGUGACACUGCUGGCCUUCUUUGGAGUGGGUCAACAGUCCAAAUGUUUCCUGGCGCUGUACGCUGGGUUUGUGCUGAUUAUGGUGCUGGUACAGGCUGUUAUCAUUGCGCUCACGGUGGUCGUCAGGGAUAGGCUGGACGAAAACCUAAAACCAGCUCUAAACAUGUCAAUCCAACACGAAUACCAAGGCUUCAUCGAUUCGACCAAUAGAUUCUCCCUAUCCCUAGACCGGGCCCAUGUAAAGUUUGAAUGCUGCGGACUUAACAGUUACAAUGACUACCACGAAUUUGCUGAAGAUUGGAAAGACAGAUUUUCCCUAAAGAUCCCCAAGACAUGCUGCAAGCUAGUAGACAAGGAUUUGUACCUGGACAACAGACAGUUUACCUUUGUUAACCGCACAUGCGCUAGAGAACCCAACCCAUCGAUCUCAAACUUGAAUAAAACUUGCUACAACGAUAUCCACAAUUGGCUUGAUGAGAGGAUUGUUGUGAUCCUAGCCAUGACAGUUGUGUUUGCAGGUAUACAGUUUUUUGGAGUUAUCUUUUCAUUGUGUAUCAUCCGGGCAUUACGUGGGAAAGAAUACUACUGAAAAUAACGAAACAAAACAAAAGUGAAAUGAUUCGCCGCUUUGAUGAAAUGCCAAAAACAAAAACCAACAAUCAUGUAAACCACAUAAAAGCUUAGCAGCUAAAGAAUCGUACCUUAAGUUUUACAUAAGUGGAAUUUCGCGAUGUUGUGGACAUUUCUGCCUUCUGUUGCUGUUCUGCUACAUAUUUUAACAUUUUAGCCAGAUAAAUUACUCUCAUGUGACAUUUGCAAUGAUGCCAAAUAAGCCAUCUUGACUUACAUGUACAGAUGUGAAAACGGGUUUUGAGGUACUUUCUUUUCAUUGUGGAUAUUAUUUUUUUGUGAGGACUACAGGUUUAGACUGUCUGCAGGAAUGUGUUUCUGUAUGUGGUUAAUUAAUUUUGGGCUUAAAAUUAUAAAUAUAAACUAAUCAACCUGUAACAUAGAACAAUAGUUUUGGGAGUUAAACAAAAUAAGAUAUGUUAUUAUUAUGCUUUGACUGGAAUCUUCCUUCAGAUAUUAAAAGACAAGCUAAGUGGUUUGCAACAAUAUAUUUAACGGCUUUUAUUCCUGAUGGAUAAAGACAUUUGGUCGAAACAGUGUUAAUGUUAAACGUUGAUCUUCUAAAGUCGUUGAUUGCAGAAGUGUGGGUCUGUGUAUUGCAGGAUUGUGGGUCUCUUUGGGUCCCUGUGUAUUGCAAGAUUUUUUUGGUCCCUUUGGGUUCCUGUGUAUUGCAGGAUUGUGGGUCCAUGUGUAUUGCAGGAUUGUGGGUCCCUGUGUAGUGCAGGAUUUUGGGUCCCCAUGUAAUGCAGGAUCGUGGGUCCCUUUGGGUCCAUGUGUACUGCAGGGUUUUGGGUCCCUGUGUAUUGCAGGAUUUUGGGUCCCUAUGUAACGCAGGAUUGGGGGGGGGGGGGGGUAAUGUAUGUAGUGCAGGCCUGUAUUGUAUUUAAAUCAAUUUUUAUGUUGCCUAAUAGGAAGUUAAGUUAAAUCGUCCCUGGUAUUUGUAUGUGGGAUUUGUGUUGGUAUAAUGUAACCUACAUAUAACUCUUUUUUAUCAUUCUAUAAUGGUUACGGUUGCAUUGCAUAAAGGUGAUCUAACUUUCACUAGUCACAAUGAAUAGUCAGUUUUUCUGUUUUCUUUGGUCUGCAUUAUUUCCUUUUGUUUAAAAAAUUGCCUAGAUUAACAUAUGGGACAGUGUGGUCAAAUGGUAGAGUGCUGUUAACUUGAAACUCUCAAGUUCGAAUCCCAAACUUGUGUCAGUAAGACGUCCAAGAGUCCACCAUGUUCUGAUGGGUACCUGACUUACAUUAGGGAAAGUAUAAGUGGCUGGGCUUAGUGCUGACUGUAUAAUCCCCUCGAAUGUCGUGGUCACUGAAACAGGUGAACUCUACUUCAUCUGCCUGCCAGAGUACUUUACUUAGUUUAAAAUCAAAUAUCAAUAACGUAACCAUUUUUUUCCUUCCUUAACAUGUAAUUUAUAGCGUCAGUUGUGAGUUCGCUUUAGUAUUACAGUUUUCAUCAGCGGCUUGUGAGGACUGAUGCAGAUUUACAAUAGUAAUAUUUCUUUCUUACUUAAAAUCGUAAUGUUCGAGUUUUCAAAAUAUUGCCAGUGCAUACACGUUACUUUUUUAAACAUUUAAUUAGUGAAAUAAAAUUAAGCUUUCUCACCCAUUCCCACCCACUAAAUAUCCCCCACUUUAAUAAAUUGAGGUAUUCAUACUUAACAUAUGCCACCAUCGCCACUCUUCCACAAUACUUCAAAUAUGUCUUAAAAUGAUCCGCCCACUUACAAUACGUCAACAUUCAGUUUUAAUUUAUGCCAACACUAGCAAAUUACCUCCCUUACACUUACAUUGUGAAAAUAUAACUUACGGGAUGAUUGUUAUUUAUUCUUAUUGUUUCGCUAUACCACGACUAAGUUUUAACAUAUUACCUUGUAUAUGUAAAUAAUUCCUGUGACUCCUAAUAAAGUAUUGUAUGUUUAUUUUUAUUAUUAGAACUGGGCUGAUGUAAGUCCUUGAGUGACCACGCUUUUUCAGCUUUCACCCUCACCCAAUCGCUAUACAAAUGCAGCCCUUUUGUAUUUCUCCCCCCCCCCCCCACCAUAAUUCUGAUUACAAAAUAGAUGCAUCCCUACCACC
Messenger RNA from Physella acuta, 3285 nucleotides. RefSeq names its product tetraspanin-21-like. Lineage: Eukaryota; Metazoa; Mollusca; Gastropoda; Physidae. The record is from RefSeq and is a predicted model, not a curated record. Gene Ontology annotation, cellular component: plasma membrane.